GGGGUCGAAGCGAAGGCAGCCGAGCUAUCCCGGCUUGCUGCAGAGCUGCGGUCUAGCAUGGUAGAGGUGAACAGGCUUCAGGAUGAACUUGAAAAGACAAGGCAGCAGGCCAAAUCACAGGCUAUACAACUGGAGCAAGAACGAGAGCAAAGAAGUGAGAUCUUCUUUCGAGAGCAAGCCUUGCGUCAGGAGCUGGCAAGGUUGAAGGAUGAGACGAUAGGGAAGCUCACUGUGGAGUCCCCUCGGCGCGCUGAUUGCCGUGGUGAUGACUCCUGCGAAUUGCGGGAGGCAUUGGCACAGAGUCAAGGUCAACUCAUGGAUUUGCAGGAGGCUCUUCUAGCAGCUUGUCCAGGAGGCUCACCUUCUGCCAGCCCCAAGUCAGUGGAGUUGCCGGAGAACCAGCUUCACUCAGAACUUUUUGGCAUGAAGCAAUCUUUGUCCAAGCAGGACGCUGUCAUAGCUGACUUGCAAACUCAAAUCACGGCUUUGCGAGCUCAGAGCAGCUACCUGAACCAGCUGUCGGAGCUACGAGAACAACGUCGCCUUGAGACUCAGGAUGAAGUGUUACGCUUAAAGGGGGAGCUCGUAAGCAUUGAGCGCCGGAACUUUGUCGGGUCGGAAUUGGAGCGUGCUGCAGAGGAGGCGACACAGGAGGCUGAGCGUUUGGAACAAGAAUUGCGGAAAAAGGACCAAAGUCUCAAGCAGCUGGUUGAAAUAAAGAUGGGCAUGGAAUUGCACGGUGCAGAAGCACUAGAUGUAGUGCAGUCGGAGGUACCGGCUUUGCUUGAGCAGGUGGGAAGUCUUCAACAGCACCUUAAAGAUCGAGGGGAGCUCUUGUCUUCCUUGGCUUCUGCAAUGGGAUCCACAGAAAACUUGCAAGACUCUGAUGCCCGCAAUUUUUUAAUGGCGAAGGUGCGUCAGAUGAAGGCUCGUGCGGAGCAACUAUUCAACUUAGCAAGUGCCCUUGGAUCUGCAGAUUUGCACGAGUCUGAAGUGGUGGACUUUAUACAGACGAAGGUGCAAACUCUCCAAAAGCAGUUGAAAGCCCGAGACGGCCUACUGUCCGAAGUGGCUUUUGCUGUUGCAGACUUCCUGGAUACUUUGGGCUUGGCAGACUUGGAGCCACCCAGUGAUGAUCCAAUGCAGGCGGCUCAGAGCAUGAUCAAGGCCAAGCAGGAGAAGGAAGAAGUGGCUUUGCAAUUAAAAAGGGUCGCGCAAGCGAAGGCCACGGUCAAAGCCAAGACCUCUACUAGGAGCAAAGAUGUGGCCUCGGAUUCAGAUUCGUCCUCAUCCGAACAAAGUGCCAAAAAGUUGCCGUUUGCUGUGUGCAAGUUGUUCUUCACCUCUCUUCCUUGUGAGCGGCGAUGA
Molecule: messenger RNA, 1368 nt
Organism: Cladocopium goreaui
Lineage: Eukaryota; Dinophyceae; Suessiales; Symbiodiniaceae
Source: the annotation of a GenBank genome assembly